AUGUUUUCCCUGUCAGAGCUGGCACCUCUGAACCAGCAUCAGAAUAGAUCUAAAAUGUUGAAGCCCUGGUGGGAGGUCUUCAUGGACUACCUGUUGGUCCUGAUGCUGAUGACAUCUGUUUUGGCCUGCACUGAGCAGCUGUCCAGGGACCGAGUGGUGUGCAUUCCCUUGGACCCAUUUGUUACUGCAAAUACUAGCAAUCACAGUUUCUCAACUGGCGGCAAUGUGUUACUGAAUCCAUCGUCAAAGCAACCAACACACAUUCCACACAACAUCAGCCCAAAUCCUCAUUCUACAGCCCGGGGUCGACGUACUCAUCUGGUCUACCAGCAGUACGUUUACAUUAGCCAGGUGUGCUACCAUGAGGCUUUACCUUUGUGUUCCCGCUUCUUUCCCUACAUGGCCUUGCUGCAGUCUCUAGUGCUGGUAGCCAGCGGCUCCUUCUGGCUCCACUUCCCCCACACCUCUGCCCGCAUAGAGCACUUCCUCGCCAUCUUAGCAAAGUGCUGUGAAUCACCCUGGACAUCUCAAGCCCUGUCCCAUGCUGCCCAGCAGGAAAACGUCCAAGAGAAGGAGGUGGUGAGACAACCACCCCAACCUCCUCCCUCUUCAUUUUCGCCCCCAGUGACCCACACAAGACAUUCAAGCAUAGACUCAGGCACAGACAGCCCACUUUUAAAGAGGUCAGAUAGUGUAUCCUCUGCAAUACCUCCCUCCCAGUGCCCCUCCACACUGUCCUGUAACUCCACCAUGUCAACUUUAUCUCUCAGCUCCGGGGUGCACCUUCAUGGUUCCAAGCCAUCAGUCAUGGUAGACAGUCCCAGGCAGGUAAUCAGUCUGGGUAAAAGUGAUGGAGAACAAGCCAGGGCACUGUUCGAAAAGGUCAGGAAAUUUCGGUCCCACUGUGAAAGCUCAACUGUCAUCUAUAAGGUCUACUUGGCUCAGACAAUAUUCAAAUUGCUGAUGGUAACGCUGAUCGUUAGUUACACCAUCCCUCUUCUCAGCAACCUAUCGUUCUCCCACAUCUGUCAGCCUGAGGAGCAGACCCUGGUGGGCUACGCUACCUUUGAGUGUAUCCAUGUGCUCUCUUCACUUCUACGCAAACUGCUGGUGGCCUAUCUGACCCUGCUGGGGCUGUAUGUCCUGCUCAACUUUUACACCCUCACCUGGAUUUUACACAGCUCUCUACGACAGUAUUCUUUCCACUCACUGAAGGAGUUGUGUGCCCUGAGAGAUGUUCCAGACCUGACAAAUGAUCUGGCCUUUCUUUUACACAUGUUAGACCAGUACGACCCUUUGCUGGUCCAGCGUCUGUCUGUGUUUUUGUCCCCAGUCAGCAAGAGCAGGCUGCUGGAGGAAAGUUUGGAGAGGCGCUGGGGGGAGGAGAAGCUGCAUGCCAUGACCAGUGUAGAUGCAGACGGCUGCUCCAGACUGCAGCUGGUGGCCUUGCCUCGCCUACCUCCAGCUCUAUUCACCCUCAGGCAGCUUCAGGUUCUCAAACUGGAGCUCAUCACAGAUGCCAAGUUUACUGCACAGGUGGCCAACAUGACCUCACUCAGAGAGCUCCACCUCUACCACUGCACAGCAGCUGUGGAUCCCAGUGCACUUGCAGUUCUCCAGGAACGUCUGGAGGUCCUCCACCUCACCUUUACUCAGGCAUCAGAGAUCCCCAGCUGGGUCCUCUCCCUCCGCAGUUUGCAUGAGCUCCACCUCUCUGGUCGCCUGAGCAGUGAAGGUGGGGUGGGUCGCAGCUGGGCGCUGGGGAGCCUCCGACAAUUGCGUCACCUGCGUGUACUGGUGAUUCGAGGCAUGUUACAGCGGAUCCCUGGGGAGCUGUGUGAGGUUGCAGGCAGCUUGGUACGGCUGGAGAUCUACAAUGAGGGCACGAGGCUGCUUGUACUGACAGGACUGAAGCGAAUGGUCGACCUGACAGAGCUGCUGUUGCAGGACUGCCAGCUGGAGCGUUUGCCCACUGCACUGCUGGCUCUGCCCAAACUGCGAACACUUGACCUACAGAAUAAUAACUUGAGAACUCUGGAGGAGCUGCUUAGUCUGGCUCAUCUGCGGCGUCUUUCUUGCCUCAGACUUGCCUAUAAUCGUGUUCUAGUGCUGCCGACAAGUGUUGGUGUGCUUCGAGGCCUAGAGCUCCUGGAUCUGUCCAACAAUCACCUCCAGAGCCUUCCUCCAGCACUCUUCACUCUUCUCCGCCUUCGUAGACUCCUGCUGGGUAGCAACCUGCUAGAGGAGCUGCCUACAGAAAUAAAGGCACUGCAGCUGCUUACAGAGCUGGACCUCAGUGGGAACAGGCUUGAGAGCCUUCCCCCUGAGCUAUUCAGUACUUGUUUGGAGCUGCGCAUCCUAAAUGUGGCUCACAACUCUCUCAGUAGGGUACCCAGGGGGAUUGCAGCUUUAAGUCACUUGUGCAGGUUGGACUUGCGCAGUAACAGUCUGGAGGAACUGCCUGCCGAACUGGGCUGCUGCUCAGGGCUGCAUGGAGGUGGUCUCCUUGUGGAAGACUGGCUGUUUCUUUCUUUGCCUCCCCUUGUCAGGGACUUCCUGAGCCAUUCUUGCUCAACCUCUGCUGCAUACCCAGAGGGUCAUUCCCGGCCAGAGUCUGACAGUUUCCCAUACUUCUCUCCGACACAGUGGAGCUUCUCUUCUGCUCUGGAAUCAGAGAUAUAA
Messenger RNA from Xiphias gladius (swordfish), 2682 nucleotides. Its product is annotated as volume-regulated anion channel subunit LRRC8D. The transcript is spliced from 5 exons. Lineage: Eukaryota; Metazoa; Chordata; Actinopteri; Istiophoriformes; Xiphiidae. The record is from RefSeq and is a predicted model, not a curated record. Bases 1 to 2682 code for a protein of 893 amino acids. Gene Ontology annotation, molecular function: protein binding.